Molecule: messenger RNA, 4214 nt
Organism: Manis pentadactyla (Chinese pangolin)
Lineage: Eukaryota; Metazoa; Chordata; Mammalia; Pholidota; Manidae
Product: shugoshin 2-like
Cellular component (GO): chromosome, centromeric region
Source: RefSeq, a predicted model, not a curated record
CAGAAUCAGAUGUCUGUCCAGGCCUCUUACCACAGGCAGGCCAGGAAGUGGUAAAGUGGGGUGGCAGCUUGUGUUAAGGAGCCAAGCCUGGUUCUGCCUUCAAAAUAGGCCAUACAAGUCUUCUAUCACCCUAGAACUGUUUAAUCACUUGCCAAGGGAUACUUUUUGCAUGGUUAAUAUGGACAAGUGAUGUGUAAGUGGUCACAUCAGAUGCAAUGCAAAGGGGUCUCAGGCAGAGCCAGGGAUGCUUGCUCACCACCCUGAAGGCAUUUCCCGAGCCUUCGAGGCCGCCAACUGCGGUAGAACUGUUCCUUACCUACUAUGGGAGGCGCCUGCCCUCCGCGAGGACUGCAAACACCUCAGGGAAGGUGGCUGUCCCAGUGUCUUGUUACCCACAGCACCUUGCCUUAUGUCUAAAGUAAACACACCUUGGGGAAUCAAUCUGUAAAAUGUUUAGGUACCAAACUCAAACCAUUUUCAUUUUCUAAAAGAAAAUUGAAGUGAGCUCCCGGCACGGGGAGCUCCCACGCUGGAAAAGCGUGAUGGAGUACCCAGUGACAGAAACUGGCUCACUUUUUACCUCAGGAAAUAAGAGACGUGUGAAAGACAAACGAAUUUCAAAGACUGCUAAGUUGAAUGUUUCACUUGCUUCAAAAAUCAAAACAAAAAUAAUAAACAAUUCUUCUAUUUUCAAAAUUUCUUUAAAGCACAAUAACAGGGCAUUAGCUCAGGCUCUUAGUAAAGAGAAAGAGAAUUCUUGAAGAAUCACAACUGAAAAGAUGCUAUUGCAAAAAGAAGUGGAGAAACUGAAUUUUGAGAACACAUUUCUUCUCCUAAAGCUAAAUAAUUUGAAUAAGAAGCUUAUAGAAAUAGAAGCACUCAUGAAUAAUAACUUGAUAACCGCAAUUGAAAUGAGUACUUUUCUGAGGGUUCCAUUAACUUCAAAUGAUGAUGAUGAUGAUGAAGAUAAAGAGAAAAUGCAAUGUGACAACAAUGUUAUGUCAAAGACAUCACCUGACAGUUCCUCUUUGGUAUCAACAAGACAACAAUUAUCAGCUCAGUAUAAUUUGGAAUUGUUCUUUCCUAAAGAAAACAAUCAGAAUGUAUUUGGUUUAGAUGAUUCAGAACAUAUUUCUUCUGUUGUUGAUACACUUCCCAAAGAAAGCCAUUCCCAUUCCCACUCAGACAGAAGUUCCAAGAGUUCUCUAAAGAGUGAAAUGAGAAGUGCCCAGUUAAUCAGCCACAAAAAGGAGAAACCAUUUCCUAGUAAUAUAACUGAAAGGAAAAAACGUAUAUCAUCUCGGGAAUCAAAUAAUCCCUCUGCAGACAGUCCCUGUGUGAUAGAUUUAGGUCAACAGUGGAUUUCAAGUCCAGAAUUACGUUGGAAUAAUGAGAUCAAAGAUCCUACUAAUGAAGCAAAUAUUCCAGUGCAGAGAAGCAUACAAUGUCUUCCUGACUCAUGUGAGUCUGCUAGUGACCCUACUGCAGAGUGCAAGAAUCAAGGGCAGAGUAAUGAGGCCUUUCAGUUGCAGAAAACUGUGUAUGAUGCUGACAUGGAUUUAACUGCUACUGAAGUAAGCACAAUUGUUACAGUUUCAACAAGCAAUAAAAAUAAAAGUAAUGUAAAACCAAAUGAUUGUGGAAUAAAACCUUUCAGAAAAGUAAAAGACUCAAGCUCACACAGAAAGAGAGAAGGACCAAAGAGAAAGUUUAAAAACUGUUCAGAUGUGGAUAUUGAAGACAAGAUGGGAAAUGGACCAGCAAAAAGAUCUGUUGUCCUUGAUGGCAAAGGGGAUUCAGAAGAUCCAGAUUUUAUUUUCAAUACUUAACAGCUGACUCAGUUGAACACACUGAAGAAAAUAACCCUUCCUAAUGGCUGUGAUCAAGAUGACAGACAAAGUACACGGUAUAAUAAAAAAAAGAAAAGAACACAUGUCACAAAUGAGCAAGAGGAAAUACACUCUUUCUCCCAAAGUUCAGAUAAAGCCCAGCAGGAGAGUAAAUUUGGUGUGGGUCAGACUUCUCUAGCUGAUAAAAAAUGUAAGGCUUCUAGACAGACAUUUGUGAUUCAUAAUUUAGAAAAAGGUAACUUAUUCCCAAACCAAAAGGAUAAAGAAACCACUUCUGAAAACCUGGAAGUCACAAAUGAAUUUCAAACAGCUGAUCUUCCCACCAAAGGUAACGGAAGUUUAUUUGAUUAUGAGACUCAGAAUAUGUUGGAUUUGAAAAGGCAUGUCACUGGAAUGCAACCUGCUCAGCAAAAUGAAUCAAAAAUAAAAAAGCUUAGGCAGAAAGUAAAUCGGAAGACGGAAAUAAUUUCUGUAAUAAACCAUAUUUGUGGGAAUGAUGCUAAAGAUGUGCAUGGCCUAGAAAAUGGUAACUUUUCCUUUGAAACCCAACAGGGUAAAGAAACCAUCUCGGAAACUUCAAAUGAGUUUCAAAAACUUUCUCUUUUUGCCAUAGGUAAUGGAAACCUGUGUGGUGAUGAGACCCAGAAUGUGUUAGAUUUGCAAAAGCAGAUCACUGAUGUGUGCCCUGUUCAUCAAAAUGAAUCAAAAGUUAAUAACCUUAGGCAGAAAGUAAAUUGGAAGACAGAAAUAAUUUCUGAAGUGAACUAUUUAGAUAACGACAAAAAUCUGUUUUGCCCAGAGAAGAGCAACUCUUUUUUCCUAACCCAGAAGGAUGAAGAAGUUAUCCCUGAAAACCUGAAAGACCCCAGUGAGUUUCAAACACCUGCCUUUUCUUCCAAAGAUAGUGGAAACCUAUAUGACUGUGAUCCUCAGAAUGUUUUGGGGGUGAAAAAGCAAGUCCAUGAUAGGCAACCUGCUUGUCAAAAUGAAUCAAAAAUAGAUAAGAAGCUUAGGCAGAAAGUAAAUUGGAAGACAGAAAUAAUUUCUCAAAUGUACCAACUAUGUGGGGAUAAUGACAAAGAUGUUCAUGGCCCAGAAAUCUGUACAAAAGUUCUUGAUUUUGAAAUAAAUAAAUUUAAACAAAGACUUGAAUGCCAAAGUAUUAUCAGUGGAUACUGUAUGGAAAGCAAUAGUAAUGAAAAGGAAAAUUGUGAUCAAGUUUCAAAUCCUUGUAAACUAGUUAAAAACACUAGGAAAGAAUCAUCAGGCAAGACAAAGAACAUUUUGGCAAAAGGAAAAAACAGACCUAUUUUGCACUUAACAGGGUCUUCACUGACAUCUAUUUCCGUAGAAUCAGGUUUAAAACAUAUUAAUGAGGCAGAUUCUGAUCCUGGUAACCAAAAGGAACCACAUAAGAAUCCAGAGCAAAAAAGCACUACAAGUCUGAAUAAAAGAGGAGAUAUUCCUUUUGUGGAAGGGAUGAAAGGAGAGUGUCAGGUCAAAAAAGUAAAUAAAGUGAUGUCCAAAUCAAAGAAAAGGAAAACCUUCAUAGAUCCUUCUCCAGGUAGUCAUGAAGUAAUGGACAUAAUAUCUGACCAUGUUCAGGAAAUAACAGCUGAAUCCGAGCAAGGCAAUGCUGAAAAAAAUUUGGAAAAUGAGAAAAUUGGCAAAAUUCAGCUAGACUCUUACACAAAAGUGUUUAAAUCUUUAUCUCAGAUAAAUUCACCUAACAUACAAAAUACGUCCUUUAAUAGUAUUCAUGAGGGUUCAAUACCCUUGAGUAUUUCUUCUAGUAAAAAUCUGAUAAUAAAAGAAAAUUUUGUCCUGGAAUGCUCACCAAACUUUCAAGUAAGUGAUGAUGUGGAUGAGAAGAUGAAAGGGAUGAAAUUCAAAGUCAACUGAAGAACACAAAAAUCAGAAAUAGGUGGUAGAACACUGCAGGACUUGACUAAUACCAGUUUCAUUUCAAAUAACAUAACUAAAUCGGAAAAUAAGUCAGAAGAACUAUCUUUAGAACUGCCAAGCCGAAGAAGGUGCACUCCUCUCUAUUCAAAAGAGCCAAGUCUCAAAGGGAAGAUGAGAAGAUGAGCUGAAUUUAUGCAUUCUGCUUUUCUGAAUCCUCAAACCAUAAUGAAUCAAAACAGACACAACUAGGAUCAAAGUGAAAGCACAGAACGAAAAUUUUUUUAUUUUCUUGUUUGUUUUCUGCCUUUUCAUAGAAUGUCGAUUUAUCCAUUCUUAUGUUUAGAUAGAUAUAUGUGCGUGAAAUAGCUACUUUGUAAUAUUAGAUUUUAAAAUCAUUUUGGCCAUCCUGUAACUUAUCUACCUGCUCAUUUAAGCUUGUCAAUCUACCAACCUUUAAUU